Messenger RNA from Perkinsus marinus ATCC 50983, 816 nucleotides. RefSeq lists its product as hypothetical. The transcript is spliced from 9 exons. The record is from RefSeq and is a predicted model, not a curated record. NCBI's taxonomy places the organism in Eukaryota, Perkinsozoa, Perkinsida, Perkinsidae. Gene Ontology annotation, biological process: glutathione biosynthetic process. The coding region runs from base 1 to 816 and encodes 271 amino acids. Gene Ontology annotation, molecular function: glutathione synthase activity; glutathione binding; ATP binding. Gene Ontology annotation, cellular component: cytosol.
AUGACGACGUUAACAUCAGCGUUGGACAGAGUUGGUCAUUGCGAGCUUCCUGACAACAAGACCGCCAAUGAAAUCGCUAGUGCCAUGGCUGAGGCGGUGAGGCUCUAUAAUGAGAGAUACCACAGAAGUUGUCAUAACAUUUGCAUUGUCGUUGCUGAUGACAACAGUAACAGCAGUUGCCUGAUAGAGGCGGCGCUGUUGAUGAAUCAUGCUACAGCUUGUCACAGGAGGACUAUGAAGGAGCUCAUCAGAGACGUUGUGCGACUGGCCGGUCGACUUGAGCCCAGUAGGUCUGUGGAGGUUGCCCUGGUUUACUACGAGGCACUAGAAUACGAUGCUGAUGAUGAAGCCGCCUGGAACCUUCGUGGUAGGCUGGAGAAGAGCAUGGCUGUGCAGUGCCCGUCUGUCGUACUGCAGUUGCUUGGAAAGUCAGAGUUGCAGCAACAGUGGCGCAGUGACGCGAGUCUUAUAUCCUCUCUCAAGUGUGUCGACUAUGCCCCUGAUGACUUGUCGAGGUUUCUGGCGGUCCUCCGAGACGACUGUGGGCUUCCAACGCGCCCUACUGCCAUACCAUGUGUGGCUGUCGAUGUCGAUGCCAGCAUCAAGGAGGAGUGCCUUGUGAGUAAGGUCGUUGAGGCUACUCAGUCUAACCUGAGUAUUUACUCUUGCUUGGUCAUGAACGGACGUGAGGUGGCUUUGGAGAGGAUAGCUGGGCAUGUAUUGGAGACUCGAGGCGAAGAGAGCUCGGAGGUCAUGGUUGAUACGGCUCUGCUGACACCCCAUGAUGUGAUUGAGGACAGUAGUGAGACUGAGUGA